AUGGCGGACACCACAAUUAUACCGUCUUCCUCGUCACUAUCCCCUAAUACAGCAUUCUCUCAAAUCAUUCAACAUAAAUCUCAGUCAUCGUUCACAGAAGAGCCAGAAGGUGUCCCCAACUUGAGCCCUUCUGGGUAUGAAUGUAUUAGAUACAUGGGAGCCUGCAAUGGUGGGCAAAUAUAUCUCGGAAAGAGAAUCAGCCUUCACAGUAUGGAGAGGAAAUUUGUCGCCAUUAAAAAGUACAGCAUUGAUGAUAUCGAUGAUUAUGCUGCUAUUGCAAAAGAAACUGCUUAUCUUCGAUUACUGCAACAUCCGAACAUUGUGGAACUCACUGCAUCUUUUGUCUAUGAAAAGUCCAUUUAUCAAAUGACGCCUGCAAUGAAUUUAGGAUCUCUUUUCGAUAUUGUAUUUGAAUACAAAAAGUGGGGACUCAACGAGAAAGCGAUAGCUGGAGUUACUAUUCAAGUUCUCGAAGGGCUUCACUAUUUACACGAGAGAAGAUAUAUUCAUAGAGAUGUGAAACCUAGACACAUUCUUCUCGACUCGGCGGGUAAUGUGAAACUAACUGGAUUCCGUUACAUGGUUGAAUUGAACCAUCACCUGGACUGUGCUUUCGAAUACGACACACAUCUUCAAAAUCAGAUGUACUAUCUUGCUCCUGAAGUCGUCGCUCAGAAUAUGCACGGCUACACUUCGAAAUCUGAUAUUUAUAUGCUGGGAAUAUCUGUCUGUGAGGCAAUAAACGGAGUGAUGCCAUUCGGUGAACUGGAACCUUUGGAGAUGUUGUUCCGCAAGGUUAAUGGACAAGUUCCAAGACCAGUGGAUAAGAAAAGUUUGGAAGAUGAUGCAGAUAUGGGAAUUGAUAUAUCUAUGCGCCCAGCUGACCAUCUAACUCGUGUAUUCUCACAAGAGAUGCACCAUUUCAUCUCCAACUGUCUAAAUUAUCAUCCUGAAAUGAGAGGAACUGCCUCCGAACUGAAAGCUUCCCCAUGGCUUGGAUCUGAGGAAAUGAAAAAAAUAGGCCCAUUCCAAGUCCAGCAAGAAUUGGGACUCGAUUAUUCGCACUUUGAUUUGGGACUCUGGUCUCAAGAACCUCUUCUGCCGGCUGAACCGGAACAGAAAUACGAAAUCGCUUUCGACUACUCGCCAAUCUCAUAA
Caenorhabditis briggsae is the source of this 1158-nucleotide messenger RNA. It is a transcript of the gene Cbr-strd-1, whose product is annotated as Protein CBR-STRD-1. Bases 1 to 1158 code for a protein of 385 amino acids. Gene Ontology annotation, biological process: protein phosphorylation; stress-activated MAPK cascade. The transcript is spliced from 6 exons. NCBI's taxonomy places the organism in Eukaryota, Metazoa, Nematoda, Chromadorea, Rhabditida, Rhabditidae. Gene Ontology annotation, molecular function: MAP kinase kinase activity; ATP binding. The record is from RefSeq and is a predicted model, not a curated record.